AUGGAUUUGAAGCAUGUAUGGCAGAUGCUGCAACAACACGAGUCUUUAGCAUUCACGUUCUUACAAGCCAAGUACAUUCCUACGAGCUCAAUACUUAAAAAAGCCUCUUUGGCCUUUGUGUGGCUUAAUGCAUCGACUUCCUUAACGACUGCAUACAUGCAGCAAACGAAGAGAUCACAAAAAGGUGGACAUUAUUCUACACUUGCUUUAUUGAGGAAAGAGCUCCGAGAAGGAAAUCUACAAUCUCUCUUUGAGCGUUCUUCCUGUAUAUUUUCCUCCUUCAAUACAGCACCUGAUCCUUUGUUGUCUUCAUUCAUUUUGCCUAUGGCUGAUGAUUUUGCAAGUGUUCAACAUUCUUUUUCAGAUGAAACAAGCUCAGCCAAGAAAAGCUUUAAUGAGAAUGUUUUAGAGCGAAAUAUGAUGUCGCCUCUAUCAAUUAAGGAUCAGGAAGAUAAGGCCAAAGGACUGAAUUUGUUCAAGGGCUGGUUGUUGUCUGCCAUUCUUGAUGACAUCUUAUGA
Molecule: messenger RNA, 519 nt
Organism: Manihot esculenta (cassava)
Lineage: Eukaryota; Viridiplantae; Streptophyta; Magnoliopsida; Malpighiales; Euphorbiaceae
Product: protein DEHYDRATION-INDUCED 19 homolog 6-like
Exons: 3
Coding region: 1-519 (172 amino acids)
Source: RefSeq, a predicted model, not a curated record